This is a messenger RNA of Panicum virgatum (switchgrass), 1834 nucleotides long. RefSeq names its product polyamine oxidase 1-like. The coding region runs from base 132 to 1631 and encodes 499 amino acids. Gene Ontology annotation, molecular function: oxidoreductase activity. Lineage: Eukaryota; Viridiplantae; Streptophyta; Magnoliopsida; Poales; Poaceae. The transcript has 9 exons. The record is from RefSeq and is a predicted model, not a curated record.
GAUUGACCGCAACAUGGGGGGGGUGGCGAAUGCAGCUGCAGGCAGGCACGGGCUGACGGGCAUCUCUCGUGUUAUAUAUAAAUAAAUACGCAUAAACACACUGGUAGUACAUAUCACACUGAUUGCUGAAGAUGAGUUCCUCCACGUCCAGCGCUCUCGUGCUAGCAGCAGCAGUGCUCCUAGCAGCACUGACCGUAGCACAGCAUGGCUCCCUCGCCGCAGCCGCCGGCCCCAGGGUCAUCAUCGUCGGCGCCGGCAUGUCCGGGAUCUCGGCUGCUAAGACGCUGUCGGAGGCCGGGAUAACCGACCUGCUGAUUCUGGAAGCAACGGACCGCAUCGGCGGCCGGAUGCACAAGAAGAACUUCUCCGGCAUCAACGUCGAGAUCGGCGCCAACUGGGUGGAGGGCGUCAACGGCGGCAAGAUGAACCCCAUCUGGCCCAUCGUCAACGAAACGCUCAAGCUCCGCAACUUCCUCACCGACUUUAGUGUCGCCACAAACAUCUACAAGGAGGACGGUGGCCUCUACGAUGAAGCUUACGUUCAGAAGAUAAUUGACCGAGCGGAUGCCGUGGAAAGUAAAGGAGAGAAGCUGUCUGCCAGUUUGCCCGCCAGUGGAAGCGACGACAUUUCAAUCCUUGCAAUGCAGCGCCUCUACGAUCACCAGCCGAACGGGCCGGCGACGCCGGUGGACAUGGUGGUGGACUACUUCAAGUACGACUUCGAGGGGGCGGAGCCGCCGCGCGUGACCAGCCUGCAGACCACCGUCCCUAACCCGACGUUCACCGACUUCGGCGAAGACGAAUACUUCGUCGCCGACCAUCUGGGCUACGAGACCGUCGUGCACUACCUCGCCGGCCAGUACCUCAAGACCGACAGCUCUGGAAAGAUCGUCGAUCCACGGCUGCUGCUCAACAAGGUGGUGACAGAGAUCAGCUAUUCUUCUUCUGGUGUCUCCGUGAGGACGGAGGACAAGUCGGUGUACAAGGCAGACUAUGUUAUGGUUUCUACAAGCCUGGGUGUCCUGCAAACCGAUCUCAUUCACUUCAAGCCCAAACUACCUACAUGGAAGAUUCUGGUGAUCUACCAAUUCGACAUGGCCGUGUACACCAAGAUCUUCCUCAAGUUCCCCAAGAGGUUCUGGCCUGUAGGGAAAGGAAAAGAGUUCUUCCUCUACGCGAGCACCAGGAGAGGUUACUACGCAGCGUGGCAGCAACUUGAGAAGCAGUAUCCUGGUGCCAACGCCCUUCUUGUGACCGUGACUGACGAGGAGUCAAGGCGUAUUGAGCAGCAGUCGGACAACCAGACCAAGGCAGAGAUCAUGGAAGUGCUGAGGAAGAUGUUCCCCGGCGAGGACGUCCCGGAUGCCACCGACAUCCUCGUCCCGAGAUGGUGGUCUGACAGGUUCUACAAGGGCACCUACGCCAACUGGCCAGUCGGUGUCAGCCGCUACGAAGUCGACCAGCUUAGGGCACCGGUUGGGAGGGUGUACUUCACUGGUGAGCACACCAGCGACAAAUACACUGGCUAUGUCCAUGGCGCUUAUCUUGCAGGUAUUGACUCUGCUGAAAUUCUCAUCAAUUGCGCCCAGAAAAAGAUGUGCAAGUACCUUGUCAAGGGCAAGUAUGACUAGAAGGCAUAAGCUCCAGCAAACGUCUCCUCUUGUUGCACCAAUGAGAAUCUACCUAUGGAUGUGCAUUUAUUUAUUUAUAAAUAAGUAGAUGACAGCCAUGUCUUGGCAUGUCUCUUUUCCUUGCUGUAAUAAGGCGGCUGAUUUAUAAAGCUUCAAUCAUUGUUACCAUCUAUGAUUUGUGAUUAAGUAUUCUGCUUAAGUAC